Penicillium coprophilum is the source of this 324-nucleotide messenger RNA. Its product is annotated as putative MFS multidrug transporter. Gene Ontology annotation, biological process: transmembrane transport. The record is from RefSeq and is a predicted model, not a curated record. Lineage: Eukaryota; Fungi; Ascomycota; Eurotiomycetes; Eurotiales; Aspergillaceae. The coding region runs from base 1 to 324 and encodes 107 amino acids. The transcript is spliced from 2 exons. Gene Ontology annotation, molecular function: transmembrane transporter activity.
AUGGAAACAGUCGAUCGAUCUGUUCAAAAUGUCGACCCGGAUUCAACGAUGGCCAUCACUACAGAAAACGAUGAGAAAAGGCUGCGCUUGGAAAAAGCAGAGACAGCACCUGAGCAGCAGGAUCCUGAACCCGAUUUCAAUCUUUGGCAGCAAGUUCCUGUUUUCAUUGCAAUGAGCUUGGGCAUUUUUAUUCUGGGACUUGACAACACUAUCGUUGGCACUGCGACGCCAACAAUAAGCGAUGAAUUCAACUCUAUUACUGACAUCGGCUGGUAUGGCUCGGCAUACCAAUUAACUACCUGUUCAACACUUCAUGUUCGGUAA